UCCAAGAUGAACAUUUCAGUAGCAACCGUGGACAAUGCCACACUGGAAGCACUGGUCAGCCCUAUGAUCAGUGUUGCUGUACCUGUCAUCUACAUUGUGGUGUUUGUCAUCAGCACUCCAUGCAAUUUCAUCGCCCUCAUCCUUCUCUGUGGCCUUACGAAGUGCACAACUCCUACACGGAUCUAUUCCAUCAACCUCUGCCUUGCAGAUCUGCUCUACAGCAUCAUGCUACCGCUCCAAGUGGACUAUCAUCUUCGAAGCAAUGACUGGAUCUUUGGCACGGUGGCUUGUGGGAUUUCAACAGCUGCCUUCUACUGCAACAUGUAUUGUACAAUCCUUACGACCUGUGCCAUAGCUCUGGAUCGAUAUUAUGGUGUUGUACACCCUUUGGAAAGUAGGUAUGUGCGAAGCACUCGGAAAGCCAUUCUGACCUGCCUCCUCAUUUGGACUGUUGUCCUUGCCUUCCAGAUCCCAUUUUUCCUGUACAGUUUUACUCGGUUCAUUCCUCAGCUGAAUGUUACCACCUGUUUUGAUGUGCUUCCUAAAAAGGCUUUCCAAGGAUGGAAAGGGUACCUCUACUUCACUGCCAUAUACUUACUGUUCUACGUGUUGCCAAUGGUAGUUUUAGUUUCCUGUUAUUGUGCAGUGGUCAGUGCCCUUAGACAGAAACCUGACAUAGGAUCCCCCCGUUCUUACAAGCGGACAAAAGCUUUGGUGACAGUUGCGGCCUGUUGCUUCAUCAUCUGCUACCUACCUGGUAUGAUUAUCCAGCCUAUCCAGAUGGUUUAUCGGAGUAAGGGUCGUAGUGUGUAUGCCUACUACAAGCUCACAUUGGGUCUCAACAGCCUUAACUGUUGCUUUGACCCUUUUGUGUACUAUAUUGCUUCCAGGGAGCUCCAGCAAGCACUGUCGAGGGUGCUUGUCCAGUGGAUCCGCUGCCCUAAAGUGUGCGGUUUUGGACGCAGCCGCACUGUAGGCGGCAGUAAUGCACAGAGCUGCGUUCAGGCCUCAACAAAAACCUGGCAGAGGAAGAUGUAA
Molecule: messenger RNA, 1038 nt
Organism: Colossoma macropomum (tambaqui)
Lineage: Eukaryota; Metazoa; Chordata; Actinopteri; Characiformes; Serrasalmidae
Product: P2Y purinoceptor 8-like
Exons: 3
Coding region: 7-1038 (343 amino acids)
Biological process (GO): phospholipase C-activating G protein-coupled receptor signaling pathway; positive regulation of Rho protein signal transduction
Cellular component (GO): membrane
Molecular function (GO): G protein-coupled receptor activity
Source: RefSeq, a predicted model, not a curated record